Mycena citricolor is the source of this 3372-nucleotide messenger RNA. The record is from the annotation of a GenBank genome assembly. NCBI's taxonomy places the organism in Eukaryota, Fungi, Basidiomycota, Agaricomycetes, Agaricales, Mycenaceae.
AUGUUACCAGUUCCGUCCUUCUCAUCGUUCCCAGCGCUACCUUCAAAUUCCUCCGGCGAAGUCAAGAACAGCGAUAACGAGAAAAAGAGCAGAAAAGGGAAACGAAGGAGACGUGAUAAAGACCUCGAUCUCGACCCCGUACGCGAUGAUGCGAAACGCGAGCGCGCCGAGGACAUCGUGCUUUCUUGGGACUCGACACCCCCGUUGUUCUACUCAGACCGACGAGGAGACCCAAGUAAUCUUACGAUGGGUCUGAAUAGGCGGGAGGUUCCGAAAUAUCGCGGAGAGAAGGUGGUUUUAGGCGUCACGGGCUCGAUGACCGUCUACCGUAGUGGACAUGGGAUGGAAAUCGGUCCUCCAGGGAAACGUAAGAUGCCUAGUCUCACAGACCCGUCCUCACGCGCUCUGCUGUUUCGUAACCCAGUCCGCAGUUUAUUGCAUCCAACGCAACCCCCGUCGUCAAGGAUCGAGACGCAGGCAGAGGAAGGAAUCAUUCUACUACCCUCGCGAAAACCGCGCGAAAGAUCAUACCGUGAUAUUGAAAACACGCAACCGAACUCGGAUGCAGAAUCCGCGGCUGACUCGGGAGCAUCCGACGCCUCCGACUCCGACGACGGGAGCUUUGAGCACACAGAAUAUCAGCUAACAACUGUGGCGAUAAAUCAACGUCUUGGCGCGGAACCAACCUCUGUACCAAAUUGGCUGUUGCUACUGUCACACAACUUGUCAACCGUCCCGAUUACAUCCAAGAACGCGUCCACAGCUCGGGCUGAGAUAUCCAUUUCGAUUCUGACUCGAGCACUGGAUGCAAUCCCGCAGUCUCGCAUCCUUUGGCUCAAGUAUCUACAAGCGGGCGAAGACAUCUGGCAUGAGAGUAAAUUGCGAUAUGAGUGGGAAAAUGCCUUGAAGAAAGUUGGUGGAGGGGAUUUGUGGAUGGAAUGGAUGGAAUGUCAGAUCCGCAGAGGCAGAGGUGGUAUCUCGGCAAUCGUGGACGACGUCAAGCGGGCACUGUCUUCUCUUCAAGGGGACGAAAUCAGCCAACUUCGUGUAUUCUGGCGGCUCGCUGUUGCUCUUCAACAGGCUGGGUUUCCUGAGCGAGCUACUGCUAUGUUUCAAGCGCAAGCUGAAUUAACAUUCCAUGUCCCGUCCUCUCUCGGACGAUCCUCUUUCCAGCAAAGCCUAGACUCUCUGGAGGAGUUUUGGGAGACCGAAGUUCCUCGUGUCGGGGAGGAAAAUGCGCCAGGCUGGGAUGCCUGGGUCUCCGCUGGCUCUCCUACAAUCCCACCACCGUCUUACCCCACCGUAGCUCAGGUCGACGACCUCGACCCAUACCGCAAAUUCUGCUUUUCCGAACAGAUAUCAGACGGUACUCAGUUUAUGCCUUGUCGCGCCACAGAUGAUGCGGCAGAUUCUGAUCCGUAUGCGACUAUUCUGUUCUCAGACAUCCGGGAUGUCUUGCUCUAUCUUGUCACACCGACGGCCAAAGACGCGUUUCGUUAUGCCUGGCUUUCCCUCCUCGGACUGCAUGUACCUGGCUUCGUCGAUAUAGAUCCUGAAGGUGUAUCAGAUCUUGACGGGCGGUGGUCUCAUGUCCCUUUCACCCGAGCGUCCUUUUACGAUGCUCUUUUCCGUUUUACAGGGUCCCGCGAGAGCAGAAUCACGAAUGAUGCGGUGGCUGGGACUAUCAUUGGCCGUGAACGUGAAUAUAGAGAGGGGCUUGGCGGCCCUGUCAUGCUCUGGGGUCGAAAUACCGUGCAUCCGCUGAAAGUUCCAUCUGCCGAUGGUCGAUCUCGUUCAUUGUGGCGAAAGGAGGAACUGAGCGCGCUACCCACGGCAUUCAUCAGAAACGUCUUUGCGCAACUACGGGAUGGUAACUGUGGUUCUGAUUGGGACUGGUAUGCUUUGGCAUUCGAGAAUGCCCUCGGUGCAAAAAGGUGUUGUACGUUUUCCAUUACAAUAGCAACCUCACCGUUGACGGACGUUUGCAGCGCUCUGAAGCUCUCACGAAGUUUCCUGGCGAAUUCAUCAGAUUCAGUGACUCACUGGGCCGCGCAUGCCCGGCUCGAACAGUUGCGCGGUCGCCUGCAAGAUGCGCGGAAAGUGUAUCAGACUGUCCUUUUGGCCAAUGCGUCUCCAGGUACCGAUCACGGAGCUUUGUGGUGGGACUGGGCUGAAAUGGAGUGGCUUGCUGGGGAACCACAAGCCCUGCUGCGGGUUUUGCUGACAUGUACUGGUGUCGAGGGCACAAAUGGCAUAGCUCUGUUGCGUGCUAAACGGUCUUUAGAUGAUCGGAUCCAGACUUCUGAUCGCCCAGGUCGGAUAGCCUGGAUCAUGCUACGAACUCUUUUUGAGCUCGCUGCUGGGAAUGGUGCUGAGGCUGCCCUCGAUGUCUUCGAUGUUCAGCUCAAGCUAGUCGAUGACAGCUCUCUUGAACGACUGCAGGUCGAGGGGCUCCUGAUGCUCUUCCGACACACUGUAGUCCUCCGCCAUCCAUUGCCCCCCGCUUUGCUGAGAACGAGAGCCGAGGCAGCGGUCAAGGCAUACCCCAGCAACUCUAUCCUGCUCGGUCUAUAUCUAGAGGCCCAGAAAGGCCAGGGUGUCUGGGGGAAAGUGCGAGGCUUAUUGGGGGAAGAGACUGAGAAAACGGUUGGGAGACGGAUUGAGGAUGUUUGGAUCGCAGCUUGGGACCAAGGCAGAUGGGAAAAUGAAGUUGAGCGGAUGAGGAUCGCGCUCAUGAGUGCUCUCGAGAAUGGAUGCACAAAACAUAGCUGCAUUCUGUGGAGACUAGCUACUGAACUCGAGGUUAAGACAGGAAAUCUCCCCAGGGCUAAGGCCUUGUUGUUCAGAGCGAUCGGAGAUUGUCCUUUGGUCAAAGACUUGUAUCUGCUUGCUUUCGGUCCGUUACGGUCCGUUUUCACGACUCGCGAACUGAACUCGUUCGCCGAUUCGAUGGCUGAACGUGAAAUUCGAACUAGGCGAGGGCUGGAUUCAUUCGUAGUGGGUUGGAAGGAAAAGGACGCUCAAGAAAACUUGCCAGAGGAUGAUAUUCCAGAGGGUGAUGAGAUCGAGCGUUCCGCCAACGAAUAUCGCAGAUUGCUCCCGUAUUAGCCCAUUUUUAUUACAUACCGCGCAGUUUCAUGCUGUGCAUUCAGAACCCCGCCUAGCGAUUAGCCGAUUGCGCAUGACUGUAGUACGGACCCACGAGGGGAAUGAGGUUCUCAUUCCGAACUCUACCCCAUCCUACACCUCUGGGCCAUCGUCGAACACCUUGCAACGAAUGCGCUUGGCUUCGCUUGAAUACUCAUUCAUGUGUUGUGAACGAACCAGUCGGUUCGAUCAACACCCUGAUUUGGAUACCGUAACACAAAUAAG